Molecule: messenger RNA, 687 nt
Organism: Monoraphidium neglectum
Lineage: Eukaryota; Viridiplantae; Chlorophyta; Chlorophyceae; Sphaeropleales; Selenastraceae
Product: Metacaspase-2
Exons: 6
Coding region: 1-687 (228 amino acids)
Biological process (GO): proteolysis
Molecular function (GO): cysteine-type endopeptidase activity
Source: RefSeq, a predicted model, not a curated record
AUGGGGUUGUUCUCCAAGCUCGCAGAGAAGGCAGAGAAGAUGGCAGCGCAGGCGCUGGGAGGCGGUGGAGGUGCUGGGCAGCAGCCUCAGCAGCAAUACGGGCAGCAGCAAUACGGGCAGCAGCCCUACGGGCAGCAGCAACAAUAUGGACAGCAGCAUCAGGGCGGUUACGCGCCUCCGCAGGUCUACCAGCAGCAGCAGGCGCCGCAGCAGCAGUAUCACCCCGGCUUUGGUCAAGCGCCGCCACAGCCGAGCGCUCCUCAGUACCAGGCGCCCACGGCCUACAGCCCGAACCCCCCGCAGCAGCAGGCCCCAGUUCAGGGCCGCAAGAAGGCCGUGCUAGUUGGCAUCUCAUACGUCGGGACGCGCGCCCACCUAAGGGGCACCCUCAACGAUGUCGAGUGCAUAAAGUACUGCCUCAUCAACAGGUUUGGGUUCCCCGAGUCUCAGAUCGUGGUCCUGCGGGACGACGUCCAGCACCCGGACUUCUACCCGACAAAGGCCAACAUUUUCCGCGCGAUCCAGUGGCUGAUGACUGACCUGCAGUUUGGUGACAGCCUGUUCUUCCAUUUCAGCGGCCACGGCAGCCAGCUGCGCGACCCCACGGGCAUGGAGGCGGACGGCUACGACGAGACCAUAUUGCCAGUGGACCACGCCACUGCUGGCCAGAUCCGCGACACGGGUUAG